Messenger RNA from Passer domesticus (house sparrow), 1617 nucleotides. It is a transcript of the gene COPS3, whose product is annotated as COP9 signalosome subunit 3. Gene Ontology annotation, biological process: ubiquitin-dependent protein catabolic process. Gene Ontology annotation, cellular component: COP9 signalosome. The coding region runs from base 61 to 1332 and encodes 423 amino acids. NCBI's taxonomy places the organism in Eukaryota, Metazoa, Chordata, Aves, Passeriformes, Passeridae. The record is from RefSeq and is a predicted model, not a curated record. The transcript is spliced from 12 exons.
CCACGCCCCCCGCCCCGCCCCGCCCCCUCGGCGCGCGCGGCCGCGGCGCGAGCCGCCAAGAUGGCGUCGGCCCUGGAGCAGUUCGUCAACAGCGUCCGGCAGCUCUCGGCCCAGGGGCAAAUGACCCAGCUUUGUGAACUGAUCAAUAAAAGUGGAGAGCUGCUAGCAAAAAAUCUUUCCCAUCUGGAUACAGUGCUUGGUGCCCUGGAUGUACAGGAACACUCACUAGGUGUUCUUGCUGUCUUGUUUGUGAAGUUUUCUAUGCCCAGCAUCCCUGACUUCGAAACGUUAUUCUCACAGGUGCAGCUUUUCAUCAGCACUUGCAAUGGAGAACACAUUAGAUAUGCAACAGACACUUUUGCUGGCCUGUGCCACCAGUUAACAAAUGCCCUUGUGGAGAGAAAACAGCCCCUGCGAGGAAUUAGCAUUCUCAGACAAGCCAUAGACAAGAUGCAGAUGAACACAAACCAGCUGACCUCAAUACACGCAGAUCUCUGCCAGCUCUGUUUGUUAGCAAAAUGCUUUAAACCUGCCCUCCCGUAUCUAGAUGUGGACAUGAUGGAUAUUUGUAAAGAGAAUGGGGCAUAUGAUGCGAAGCACUUUUUAUGUUACUACUACUAUGGUGGGAUGAUAUACACUGGGCUAAAGAACUUUGAAAGAGCACUCUACUUCUAUGAACAGGCAAUAACUACUCCAGCCAUGGCAGUCAGUCAUAUUAUGUUGGAAUCAUAUAAAAAGUAUAUCCUAGUUUCUUUGAUACUACUUGGUAAAGUUCAGCAGCUACCAAAAUACACUUCCCAGAUAGUUGGUAGAUUCAUUAAGCCUCUUAGCAAUGCUUACCAUGAAUUAGCACAAGUUUAUUCAACCAAUAAACCCUCGGAGCUUCGAAAUCUGGUGAACAAACACAGUGAAACUUUCACAAGAGAUAACAAUAUGGGGCUGGUUAAGCAAUGCUUGUCAUCUCUCUACAAAAAGAAUAUUCAGAGGCUAACCAAGACGUUUUUAACAUUGUCAUUACAAGACAUGGCAAGUCGAGUGCAGCUGUCGGGGCCCCAAGAAGCAGAAAAAUACGUCCUCCACAUGAUAGAAGAUGGUGAAAUCUUUGCAAGUAUUAAUCAGAAAGAUGGUAUGGUCUGUUUCCAUGAUAAUCCUGAAAAAUAUAACAAUCCAGCUAUGCUUCAUAACAUUGAUCAGGAGAUGCUGAAAUGUAUAGAGCUUGAUGAACGACUGAAAGCCAUGGAUCAAGAGAUCACUGUGAACCCUCAGUUUGUGCAGAAGAGUAUGGGCUCUCAAGAAGAUGACUCAGGGACCAAACCAUCCAGUUAUUCUUGAAAUUAAUGUUGCUCACCACUCCGCUUUCAAGUAAAAGCUUAUGAAAGAAUCACGCCUGGAGCAGGGCAUUGAGGAGUUCCACAGAGAGAGCAGAGAGAACUGAGCUUUGCUUUUCACCUGGACAUUAAGAAAAUAAAAGAACACCCUCUCAGUACUGUAUAAUAUCAGAAAUAUUCUCUGCAAAGAAAAAGGAAAUCUCAAAAGAAACUUGAAAGUCUGUUGUGGAUUUAUUUAUCUUCAGAUUAACAUUGUUAAUGCAUUAAAUAAUCUACCUUUUGUUUUAAA